Molecule: messenger RNA, 1700 nt
Organism: Scleropages formosus (Asian bonytongue)
Lineage: Eukaryota; Metazoa; Chordata; Actinopteri; Osteoglossiformes; Osteoglossidae
Product: ribonuclease P protein subunit p25-like protein
Exons: 1
Coding region: 894-1595 (233 amino acids)
Biological process (GO): tRNA 5'-leader removal
Cellular component (GO): ribonuclease MRP complex
Molecular function (GO): RNA binding
Source: RefSeq, a predicted model, not a curated record
CUUUGUGUGUGGUUCAGACUUGCUGGGCAGCUGAGACAGAGUCAGGCAGUGCGAGCGAGGCUCGUACCCCUGGCAGGCUAGCGUACCCCCAGCUGAGCAUGAGUCAGGGAGGCCGAGCUCCUGCUGAGCUUCUCGCUGAGGAGCUCCCCUGAAAGCACAGGGCUUUACGCUUGGAGCAACUAGACCAUUCGACCAGCAGAAGGGCGCUUGGGGGUGAAGGCAUCGCAAUUACUUGCCCUCUUUUUGAGUCGGGGGGAAAAAGUAAUUGCGUUGAGCAGAAGAGCAAAGCAAAAGGAACGAGGCGGCAGUUUUUUGCUUUCAAAGUUUGGAACUUGAAGACAUGCAAGAUAUCUCUGGUGCAAGCAUGCAAUUUUUGUCAGCACUCCCAUCGUUCUUUUUCCCUGCCGCCGUUUUCCUUGUUAGCGAGAACCUGAGGUGUCAUUCAAACACAGUCUUGCUGAGAGAUUCUGCAAGUUUUAAACUCUACUGAACACCUCUGACUCAAAGCUCCAUAUUCUUCUCGUUUUUAUCAAACCAAACUUUUUGAAUCUCACACCUAGACAGCAUUCUGGAGGCCCCUGGGAGAAUCUUGGCAGCCCUCCUUGACCUCAAAAUGCAUUUAUACACUGAAGGCUUCUAAAAAGGAUCUGCUGCUACAGAAGCACUCUUACCCUGAUGCCAUACUACUUCUGCACGGUGUCAUCUGGGAAGAGUUUCUCACCAAGUCGCAGUUUGUGGAGAAGGGAAAAUGUGGGGGAGCACGAUCUGGACUGUGCACUAAAGUGCUCUUUGAUUACAGGCUAGAGGCUGUUAGUGGAUGACAACGAGGGAGUAGGUCAAAGGGACGCAUCCAGAUUGCAGUGCAAGCGGCAGAUGAGACAAGCCAGGCCGCGAUGGAGGUCGGCGUGGUGCCUGACAUGUUCCGCCUCUUUCAGGGGAAGACUUACAGCGCUCAGCCUCCAUCCGGGUGUGAAGUUCUUGGUUCGCAGCCAACGCCUGCACCCUUGUCUUCGCAGGUGCUUCCAUCCAGCCCUCCCAAGCCAGGGCAGGGUACCUUCAAGAGGGUGUGCCGUACAGAGGAGACCAGCCCAAGCCCCUUCCCAGGGCUGCCUGAAGGGGUGCUGGAGAUGAGGGUUAAAGAGGGCAGCAAGAUUCGCAACCUGAUGGGAUUUGCCAUGGCACGCAUGCAGGGGGAGGGGGCAGAGCAGAGCGGCCUGAGGCAGGUGGUGUUCGUUGGCUCGGGUCGCGCCGUCACCAAAACCAUCACUUGCGCUGAGAUCCUGAAGCGACGGCUGGGCGGCUUGCACCAGCUGACCAAGGUGCGCUACAAGAGUGUGCGUGAGGUAUGGGAGAACCGUGAAGGAGGCACCCCCGAGGUCACUGUGCACAGGACCGUCCCUGCCAUCAGCAUCCUUCUCUCCAAAGACCCGCUGGACCCCCAGGAGCCCGGCUACCAGCCUCCUGAAGCCCCCAUGGGCCUGUGGGGUGUAGCGGCACCCCAACGGGAGAAGGAAGACGGGGACCCUCCGAGCAAAAGAGGUUUCGGCCUUCUUCCAGACCCAGAGCAGCCCAUUUCCAAGAAGCCAUGUGUAUAAGAGGGCGGUCUCUCUGUCGGAGAGCGUGCAGCGUGUCGGAUCGCCCAGAAGACGCAGAACCGACUGCCCUGUCUCACACACUCUGAUCAAGGUUCCAAAACUCGA